UCUUCGCUCCCCUCUACCUGCGACUCUGAAGGAAACAAAACCUGAGUGCAGGGCGGUACCCUGGUCAGUGCAUCUUCAGGAAAGCUCGUCGCAGGAUCACAAAAAUGCGUGUGAUUGCCGCCUUCAUCAUCGUCUUGGCCGUCGCCUCGACCAACAGCCAACGAAUCUCGACGAUCCAGUUGGACGGCACCCAGUAUUUCAUCUCGAGGCUGAACCCUUACGCUCCGGAGCUCAAUUAUUUCCUUGCUUAUCAGUACUGCCGCUCGCUGGGUCUGCAACUCACCUCGUUCGAGACAAAAGAAAAAGCCGACACGCUCACGCAGUACAUGAAGAAUGCCGGUCUCAACAAAUACGAGUUCUGGACUUCUGGCAACAAGUUAGGCACCUCGAUGCUCCUGUGGAUGAGCACCGGCCUGCCCUUCAACGCCACCUUCAACUACCUGAACCACGAGAGCCAAAUCGACCAGGCUGACCCUUCGAUCAACGCCGCCCGCCACCUUAGGGACGUGAGCGCCCUGGGCAAGAGCUGCGUGUCCCUGAGCGGCGCCAACCUCGAGUGGACCCUGAGCGACUGCGGCGCCGUCAAGGACUUCAUUUGCGAGCAGACCAGGUGUUACUACUACAACUACGGUUCCAUCCCCGUGUCCGCCACACAGGGCAAACCCAUCAUUUCCACCACCGUUUCCACCCUUCCUCCAAACAUCUACGACCGCCCCACCACCCCCUACCCGUACGUGCACAACAGCGUGGCCCCCGAAGACGACGAUCACAAACUGGAGGCUCUGACUGAGUUGGCCGCUGCUGAGGAACAAGAGGCUGAGGACUCCGAGCAGACCACCGACGAGACCACAGCCGACGGCGAGUACGACGUCAGCAGCGUCCACGAAGACGAGCACAUCGAGGCGUCGUCUCCGGAAGAAGAGACGGUCAGCUCACCCGAACACCAACAACAACCAAUGCAGCCCAAAAGACUUGAAGAUCUCUUCCCCCUAGAAAGAACCAGGCCCGUCAACUGGCAAAGGAACUAGCUUAGUCUCUUCUAAAUUCAAAAUAAUUUGUGCUCUAGGAAUCUCAUAUAUGUUUGAAAUGGUCGAUUAACUGCAUCAUUAGCUCUCAAAAUCAUCAAUUAAUUUAAGAAUAAAAGUGUUCUACUUAAUAUUUGC
Neocloeon triangulifer is the source of this 1163-nucleotide messenger RNA. RefSeq lists its product as uncharacterized. The record is from RefSeq and is a predicted model, not a curated record. The coding region runs from base 105 to 1028 and encodes 307 amino acids. The transcript is spliced from 5 exons. NCBI's taxonomy places the organism in Eukaryota, Metazoa, Arthropoda, Insecta, Ephemeroptera, Baetidae.